CGCGCCCUCUGCGGGAGCCCAAGUCCGAGGUCGGGCCGGAGCGGCCGGCUCACACGAGUGGAGGAGUGCCUGCUCCGGGCGGCCCGUUUCUCCAGUCCGCCAAACCGGCCCCUCUUUCACUUCCCCGGACGACUGCUGACCAGCUCUGCCCCGCAGGGUCUGCCUCUGUGCCUGGCAGGCAGGUAUUGCCCCAGGAAAACCCGUUAGUCAGAUUUUGUUGCCAUUUAUAGAAGCCUAAAGAUGUGCCAGGUACAUUGUGUCGGCUUGUUACACACAAGAGUUUCAUUUGAUGCCCUUGCAAAGGAGGUGUUUGCAUCCUUAUUUUAAUGAUUGAGAAACUGAGACUGGUAGGGCCAGGGUCCCACAGAUGCCACACGCUGGGACCCAGAUUUAGCCACGUUGCACCCUCCUUUCAUUCGUCAAAUUAAGACAUUAAAAUAUUGCAUUCAUUCAUUCAUUCAUAGAGAAAUGCUCCUCUCUGACCCAGAGGCUUUUGGGAGGAGAGGCUGCUGGGUGAGGGGCUAUACAGUAAGUAUGACGAUCAGAGGUUUGGAGCUAAGUCCUGGCCUGCCUCUUACCUCUAAUAUUCUGGUAAUAUUGUGCCUCAGUUUCCUAUCCACAAAACAGGAAUCACAAUAAUUCCUGCCUUACCUCCCAGGCUUGUAGUGAGGAGAUGGUGUGGUGCUGUUUUCCAAGUCGGAAAGUUGCAUAAAUGUUAUGAUUCUGCGUGGCAGGAGGGAGAAGGCGGUUGAGCAGUCCUAGGAGGGGCAGGAGGUCCCAGCUCUCUCCUGCUUCCUCCUAAUACCUGUGUUUCUUGAACACCGAUCUGUGCCUGGCUCCGUCAGAAGCUUUUGGUACGUGCUACCUUCUUUCGUCUUCUCUACAGCUCCGUGAGAUUGGUAGUAUCACUCGCAUUUUACACCUGAGAAAACUGGGGCUUGUGCCUACGUCACACAUCUGGUAAUGGCAGGGCAGAAUUGGAUGUCGUUGGAAGUCCAUCAGUCCCCAUAGCCCACGCUCUCAACCAUGAUGCUCUCCUGAGCACGGUUAGGUACCAUCCCCAGGACUCCAUCGGGCUCUUUAUAUAUUAUCUUGUUUUAUCCUUCUUGAAGCAGAAUAGCAUGGGGAGUACAAGAUCCGCUCUGGGGGUUGGAUGUCUGAGUUCCAGUCCUGGCUCUACCACAUACUGUGUGGUCUUCAACAUUUCACUUACUACUUCCUCAUCUGUGAAAUGAGGGUAAUUGUUACCCUCCAAAUGCUUAUUGUAAGGACUCCACAUGCAGCCUCUCAUUACAUCCUUACCGUAACCCUAUGAGGUAGGAGGUGCUAAUACCAUUCUUUCCCUUUGUAUUUUAGAGAUUAACAAGGUCAUUGUAUCAGUUGGUGUUUGGCUAACAGAGAUCCCUCAGUUGGAAGUUUGUCCCUCUCCAGUAACUAUUCAGGAUUUCAGAUAUUCCUCUAUUUUAUAUGUGCUUUCCAGAACAUCUCUUGUGGCAUCCACUACUUGGCUUCUGUGUUCAUGACAGUGUCCCCCUACCAUACCUGCAGGCCCCCAGGCAACGUGAGUCGGGUUCUUUUCCACAAUAUCUCUAGUUGGAGGUUGGAGGACAUCUGGAUCCUGUUUUUCACAGGCCACGAAGAUCACAUUAUAGUGCAGCUACAGAACGGUGAGGUCUGGGAGCUCACAAGUUGUCACAGAUUCCGGAGGGAUGACAAAUCUGGCUUGAACUAUGAUUACAGUGGCCGUAAGAGUAGCUUUCCUUGCAUGGAUGGCUAUGUCUAUGACAAGAGCAAGUGGGACAGCACCGUGGUGACUCAGUGGGAUCUGGUCUGUAACCGAGAAUGGUUCGCAAAGGUGAUCCAGCCUGUGUUUAUGGUGGGAGUCCUGCUGGGAGCGAUGAUUUUUGGCCACCUUUCUGACAGGAUAGGAAGACGAUUUGUCUUGUGGGCCACAAGCACUGGCAUAUUUUUAUUUGGCCUUGCAGCGGCGUUCUCAUUCGAUUAUUACAGCUUCAUGAUCGCACGCUUUCUCCUCGCUAUGUCUGGAAGUGGCUAUCUCGUGGUGGUGUUUGUCUAUGUGACGGAAUUUAUUGGCAUGAAGUCUCGGACGUGGGCAUGCAUCCAGAUGCAUUCCUUUUUUGCAGUUGGAACAAUGGUGGUGGCUUUGACAGGCUACUUUGUCAGGACCUGGUGGAUCUAUCAGAUGGUCCUCUCCACAGUGACUAUCCCCUUUGUCCUGUGCUGUUGGAUACUCCCAGAGACUCCUUUUUGGCUUCUCUCAGAGGGAAGAUGUGAAGAAGCACAAAAAGUAGUUGAUACAAUUGCCAAGUGGAAUAGGGCACGCUCCUGUAAGCUGUCAGAACUGUUGUCACUGGAUCUAAAUGGUCCCGUUGGUAAUGAACCCCUUGAAGUUAAGAAGCACAACCUGUUAGAUCUAUUUUAUGACUGGAAUGUUGGAACAAGGACCCUUACUAUUUGGCUGAUUUGGUUCACUGGGUGUUUGGGAUUCUACUUCUUCUCCUUGAAUUCUGUUAACUUAGGAGGCAAUGAAUAUUUAAACCUCUUCCUCAUGGGUGCAGUGGAAAUUCCUGCCUACAUCUUCAUGUGCUUGGGGAUGGACAGUAUAGGGAGAAGAAAAGUUCUGGUGUUCUCCCUUCUCUCAGGUGCACUGCUCUGUGGUGUCAUUAUGGUGAUCCCCAAGAAUUACUUUAUUUGGACUGUGGUGGUGACCAUGGCUGGAAAAUUUGCCAUAGGGGCAGCGUUUGGCCUCAUUUACCUUUAUACAGCAGAGCUGUAUCCAACCAUGGUAAGGUCGCUGGCCGUGGGAAGCGGCAGCAUGGUGAGCCGCGUGGGAAGCAUCAUGGCCCCGUUCUGCGUUUACCUCUCCAGCAUUUGGAACUUCCUACCACAGUUGCUUGUUGGGAUUUUGGCCUUCAUCAGUGGAGUGCUGUCACUAAUGCUUCCAGAAACCAUGGGAAGGCCUCUGGCAACGACUUGGGAGGAAGCUGCUAAACAGGAUACAGAAAAAGAUAGUUCAGGCAAAUUAUUUCCCACAACCAAUAAUACUGCGUUGGAAAAAAUAGAAGUGAUUGACUCAGGGGUUUCUGGUCUUAGUGAAUAAACAUGCUGUAUGUGCCGUCUAGCACCUGAAAUAUUGUUUACUUUCAUGACUUUGUAUUCGAGGAAUAUUAUUCUCAUCUCCUGAAUGUGACUUGUAUGUGUCUUUUAAAAAUUUUUUGUAAGAAAGUCUUAAAAUGAUAAUUUUGUAAAAGUAAAAGAAAUAAAACCAAGAUGAGAAUUCUCA
Felis catus (domestic cat) is the source of this 3304-nucleotide messenger RNA. It is a transcript of the gene SLC22A16, whose product is annotated as solute carrier family 22 member 16. Bases 1520 to 3121 code for a protein of 533 amino acids. Gene Ontology annotation, biological process: transmembrane transport. Gene Ontology annotation, cellular component: membrane. The record is from RefSeq and is a predicted model, not a curated record. NCBI's taxonomy places the organism in Eukaryota, Metazoa, Chordata, Mammalia, Carnivora, Felidae. The transcript has 8 exons.